UCACGCCGGGGCCGGGCCUGGGGCUGCCUGGGGCCCAGGGGUCAUGUCGGUCGCGUGACGCCGACAGCCAAUUAACGUCGCAAGUAAUUAUCGGUGACUGCGCGAGAUCUAUCGGCCGCGAAAUCGUGCGUGUAACGCUGUUUUCGCGCGACACGUCGUCGAGCUAAUUCUCUAGUGUCGCUCGCGCGCGUGAGAGAGAGAGAGAGAGAGAGAGAGAGAGAGAGAUAAACAAAGAAAAGAGAGAAAGAGGGAACGAGAGCAAGUUAAUUUUACCUCGCGCGCGAUGAUCCUAUAAAACGAGAUAUUGGCUGAGCGCGAACGGAAAUGGCGCGGUGCCGAUUGGCGGACGAUGACGACAAUACGCAAGCCGCUAUUAAUAAACCGGCGCAUGCGCGCCACGCCGGCCGCCGUGUGUAUCCGCCAUUCAUGCGAGUCGAUUUCGUUGUUUCUGUGUGUGCAGGCACGAGCCAGGCCUGAGGCCAGCCAGCUAGGCACAGCCAGCAAGAGCGAGACGAACGGUAAGAGUGGAAGAAGUGCCAUUUUGAGGAUCCGUAAGAAUGAUGCUAAUCAAAUAAUAAAACGAGGAACAAAUAAUCAGCUGGUACAAUAAAUAUUCAACGUGUAAUAUGGGGGCGUUUUUGGAUACUCCGAACACAGAGAAGUGCAAUGAGCAUGGCACUGGUAACGGCCUGCGGUACGGCGUUGCCAGUAUGCAAGGAUGGCGAAUGGAGAUGGAGGACGCUCAUCGAGCAAUUCCCUGUUUGGAUGGUGGUCUCUCGGAUUGGAGCUAUUUUGCAGUGUUUGAUGGCCAUGCAGGUGCAUUGGUAUCAGCGCACAGUGCGGAACACUUAUUAGAAUGUAUAAUGCAAACGCAGGAGUUUAAGGCCGAGGAUGUUAUAAAAGGGAUCCACUCUGGAUUUCUCAGACUCGACGACGAGAUGAGGGAUUUGCCAGCGAUGAGCGCCGGCAUGGACAAAUCCGGCUCCACGGCGGUGUGUGCAUUUAUAUCGCCCAAAAAUAUUUAUAUCGCCAAUUGUGGCGACUCCCGGGCGGUACUCUGCAGAUCUGGAACACCAGUCUUCUCGACGCGGGAUCAUAAGCCCGUUUUACCCGCUGAGAAGGAGAGAAUUCAGAAUGCAGGUGGUAGCGUAAUGAUCCAAAGAGUUAAUGGAUCUCUGGCGGUUUCCCGAGCAUUGGGUGAUUACGAGUACAAAAAUCUAAAAGAUCGAGGCCCUUGUGAGCAGUUAGUGUCGCCGGAACCAGAAAUAUUCAUGCUAGACAGGGACGAUGAACAUGACGAGUUUCUAGUUUUAGCAUGUGAUGGCAUUUGGGAUGUAAUGAACAACGAAGAUUUAUGUACUUUUAUACGUUCAAGGCUGCAGAUAACUGAUGAUUUAGAAACAGUUACCAAUCUGGUUGUAGACACUUGUCUUUAUAAGGGUAGCAGAGAUAAUAUGAGUAUAGUCCUGGUAACGUUUCCGGCUGCACCAAAACCAAAUCCUGAAGCACUGAAGCAGGAGGCCGAUUUGGAAAUGGCUAUUGCAAGGAGAAUUAAAGAAAUAGUCGCCCAAGAGGAGGACAAGAGUGAAUUUGAUUAUCUAAAAAUGUUGGAACUUCUUAGAGGAGGCGAGCGUUUUCCUUAUCUGCCUCCUGGUGGUGGUCUUUAUGCUAAGCAAUCAUUUAUCGAGAAAAUGUUUCGAGAAAUGUGUCCCAGCAAAGCGCAUUCUAAUUCACAGAGCAGUUAAUGUAUGCAAUUACGUAUACGAUUUCAUACAUGCGAAAUUGCAAUAGACUGGCCAAUCCAAAAGUGGUGAAAAUGAGAUAUCUAUCAUCAAGAGUCAUUAUGGAGUACUACAUGAGCAGAGACUGUGCAGAGUGGUAAUUGAUUAUUAAUGUCAGUUUCUUUUUUGAAUUGUUACAUUUACGCGUGAUAAAGAAACAAAGCAUUUUUUUCAAUUAAGGAUAAAACGGAGAAAAAUUGGGAAAAUUCUUUUAAUAUAUAUCUCAAACAUACAUUUUUUUACUCCUUUUAUACAUUGAAUUAUACACGAAACAUCUUCAUACGAUAUGUAUUUUUAAAAUUUUAUUAACUUCAACAGAGAUAAUCAUAACUUUGAAGUAAAAUUAUGCUACAUAAAUAACUGAUAUAAUUAUGUAAAAAUGUUAAAUUACCGUAAGACUAUUGAUUAGUAAAUUAGAAACCUAAUAUAUUGCUAACUUUAAAAAAGCUAUUCUAGAAUUAAUAUACAUAUACAUACAUAUAUAUUUCUUUGGAUUGAUAUAUGUAAAAUUAUAUUUAGUUUAUUUUAAUGGGAAAUUGAACGUAGCAUAAUUCACACAAUGUAUAUUAUGUAAUUGUAGAAAUUGAUGUAUUCUUCACUUAAUAUCGCUGUAUGAUUAUAUGCAUAAUAGGAUCUUCAAAGCACAGUUAAUUUUUUUUAUAUUUAAUUGUGUUGCACUUCUUAUGCAAUUAAAACAAUUUUAUUCGAUCGUAAAUAAAAUAAACUUUGUUUUUUAUAUAAAAAUAGAAAUCGAAGCUCUCAUAUAUAUCCCUUUUCCUAUUAUAUAAGAUUUACUUAUCUGGCAACUUCUAUUUCUUAGAGUUGCCUGUGCUAGCUCGUUUAGAUAUCUUGUUCAGUAAUAUAUAUAUGUGUGUAUUUACGUGUACGAAUACAAUGUGCUACAAAAAUUAUUUUUAUAUGUUUAUUCCAAAAUAUUGAAGAUGAUACAAAAGAUCUAAAAUGGUAUGGACAUACCGUUAAUAUUUAAAAAGUAUGCGAUUUUUCUUAUUGAUAUUACUUAAAUAUACAGUAAUAACAAUAAAAAAACAGAUCCUAGUUUAUUUGAGGUAUCACAAUGUAUGUUUGUUCAGAUAAAACAUAGCCAUUUUAUAAUAAGAUAAAAACUGUAUAUUCACCUAUCCACGCAUACCCACAUAUGUAUGAAGUACUUAGCUAUUUUAUGGUUUUCAUUUCAGUUAUUUUAUAGUUGUACAUUUCUAAAAUGUCAUUUAAAUUGUUGCGCUUUGUGAUUCAAAUCUGCUUAUAGUUCAACUUAAAUAUUUAAUUUAAAAUAUACUGGUAACGCCUGAUUUAAUGCUUAACAUACAACAAUCAUCACGUCAAAGUAAUUACACACGCACACGCGCACACACACAUGCAAAAUAUACGUUGAUAAAUAAGAUGUAUAGAUGAAUUGUGCUAAAUUAUUAAUAUAUAGAUAAAUUUAUAUUUGUUAACAUUUCAA
Acromyrmex echinatior (Panamanian leafcutter ant) is the source of this 3246-nucleotide messenger RNA. RefSeq names its product protein phosphatase 1B. Gene Ontology annotation, biological process: protein dephosphorylation. The record is from RefSeq and is a predicted model, not a curated record. Gene Ontology annotation, molecular function: protein serine/threonine phosphatase activity; magnesium ion binding; manganese ion binding. Lineage: Eukaryota; Metazoa; Arthropoda; Insecta; Hymenoptera; Formicidae.